Molecule: messenger RNA, 719 nt
Organism: Rhagoletis zephyria (snowberry fruit fly)
Lineage: Eukaryota; Metazoa; Arthropoda; Insecta; Diptera; Tephritidae
Product: glycolipid transfer protein
Biological process (GO): intermembrane lipid transfer; ceramide transport
Cellular component (GO): membrane; cytoplasm; cytosol
Molecular function (GO): ceramide 1-phosphate binding; ceramide 1-phosphate transfer activity
Source: RefSeq, a predicted model, not a curated record
CGAAUUUAGAUAGUCUUGAUAUUAUAUACUAAACAUAUACAUUCAAGGGUGUUAGACAAAGAAUUAUGUCCGCGCCACGCAUACGAUUUAAAACCCUUAAAGGCUUCCCACCAGCAGUUGUGGAGAAAAUUGAGACAGAGGCAUUUCUUGAAGCUGCUACGGAAAUCGUUACUAUUAUUGAGACAUUUGGCAAACUAUUUACACCUGUGGUAAAUGAUAUGAAUGGCAAUAUUACGAAGCUAACAAAGGUCUACAACAAAGACAAAGCAUUGUAUGCUUACCUUGAGGACUUGAUAAUAUUAAAUGUGAAUGUAGAUAAUUUUGCGGCGAAUGCGCUAUUAUGGCUAAAGCGUGGCCUACAAUUGAUUUGUACAUUUUUCGAAAAUAUCUUCAAUGACACACAGGCAACAGAGGCAUUGAAGCUGCAUCUGCAGAAUGCAUAUGAGCGUACACUGAAGCCAUAUCAUGGUUUCUUAGUACAGGGCACAAUAAAAAUAAUCUACAAUUGGGUGCCAACACGUUCACAACUGAUUGGGCAGGGUGAGGCGCACGAUGAGAAUCUGCAAGUGUUGGAAAACUAUUUGCCAGUGAUGCGUAGUCACUUGAAUCGGAUUGACGCGCUGCUAAAAAAACACAAUUUGGAUGAUGCAAAGGUGUGAGGGGGCGGAAAUUUGCUGACAACCCGCAUAAUACUUGUUGUUGUUGUUGUUGUAGCAGCA